This is a messenger RNA of Solanum pennellii, 839 nucleotides long. RefSeq lists its product as uncharacterized. Lineage: Eukaryota; Viridiplantae; Streptophyta; Magnoliopsida; Solanales; Solanaceae. The coding region runs from base 165 to 644 and encodes 159 amino acids. The record is from RefSeq and is a predicted model, not a curated record. The transcript has 3 exons.
AAAUUGAAACGAAGAAAAUAAUAUAUUCAACUGACAUCUCAUUUAAGCAUACUACUUAUGCUUUUCAUGUAAACAAGCACAUACUUCUUUUAUAUAUAUAUAUUGUGAGAGGAAGAGGGGUAUUUAAUAUAAGUGUCAAUAAUUCUUUGUUUGCUCAUGAAAAUAUGGGCAAAUUGGUUAAAAUAUUUGCUGGUUUGCUAAUUGUGGCUUUGGAUAUUGUGGCUGGAAUUCUUGGAUAUAAAGCAGAAGCAGCUCAAAACCAGGCAAAACAUGUGACAUUAUGGUUGUUUGAGUGUAACAAGCCAAGUCAUGAGGCAUUUGUUUUAGGGUUAGCUGCUGCAACUCUACUUGGAGUAGCUCAUGUUUUAGCCAACCUUGUUGGAGGCUGUAGUGUUUGUAGUAAUGAUGAUAUUCGUAAAGCAACACCAAUCAAGCAAUUAUCAAUUGCUUGUCUUGUUUUCACAUGGAUCAUAUUCGCAGCAGGAUUGAGUACAUUGGUGAUUGGGACAAAGGGAAACCACAAGUCAAGAACAUCAUGUGGUUAUUUACAUCAUAAUUACCUAUCCAUUGGUGGAAUUCUUUGUUUUGUUCAUGCUUUACUUUCUGUUGCAUAUUAUGUUGCAGCUAGUCAAAAUCUAGCUUAACUUUUCACUUUUACAAAAACAAAAAAAAAAAGAAAUAGGGACAAAUCACAAUUGUAUAAAUUGAUUAUGAAGGUUACUGAUUUUGGUCUGAUGAAUGUUUUUGAGAUAUUUUAGACCAAUGACAUUUGCAUAUUUAUGUGAACAUCUAAUUAUAAGUUGGAGCAAGUCCAAAUGUGAUAAUUCGAAGUUGAUUUA